UUUGAUUGACAAGAAAAGAAGAAAAAAAAGAGGAGGAAAGCAAGAAAAUUAUGAGAGGGGCCACGAAGCACUAAUGGUGUUACACACUACACAUUUCUUCUCUUACUUUUUCUCCGUCCUUCUAGAUUCCUUCACUAGACAACCUUCUCACCGUCUCUCUUCAUCAUUGCGAUUCUGAUCUCUGCGUUAACCACCGUUGGUUUUGUAAUCUAAUAUUAUGGCAGAAGCUGAGGAGAUUCAACCACUUGUUGUCGAUAACGGAACCGGUAUGGUCAAGGCUGGUUUUGCUGGUGACGAUGCUCCGAGAGCAGUCUUCCCUAGCAUCAUAGGUCGUCCUAGACAUGCUGGUGUUAUGGUUGGAAUGGGACAGAAAGAUGCUUACGUUGGAGACGAGGCUCAAUCCAAAAGAGGUAUACUUACCUUGAAGUAUCCCAUUGAACAUGGUAUAGUUAGUAACUGGGAUGACAUGGAGAAAAUUUGGCAUCACACUUUCUACAAUGAGCUUCGUGUUGCUCCUGAGGAACACCCUGUGCUUCUUACUGAAGCUCCUCUCAACCCUAAAGCUAACAGAGAGAAGAUGACUCAGAUCAUGUUUGAGACUUUUGAUGUCCCUGCUAUGUAUGUCGCCAUUCAAGCGGUGCUUUCGCUUUACGCCAGUGGCCGUACCACAGGUAUUGUGUUGGAUUCUGGUGAUGGAGUGAGUCACACGGUUCCUAUCUACGAAGGCUAUGCGCUUCCUCAUGCUAUUCUUAGGCUUGACUUAGCUGGACGAGAUCUUACUGAUGCUUUAAUGAAGAUCUUGACAGAGAGAGGGUACACAUUCACCACAAGCGCUGAGAGAGAAAUCGUGAGAGACAUCAAGGAGAAGCUUUCCUACGUGGCGUUGGAUUACGAGCAGGAGGUUGAGACAGCCAAAUCAAGCUCUGCCAUCGAGAAGACUUAUGAGCUCCCUGAUGGUCAGGUGAUCACUAUUGGCGCAGAACGGUUCCGGUGUCCAGAAGUCCUCUUUCAGCCAUCGUUUGUCGGGAUGGAAGCACCGGGGAUUCAUGAGACAACUUAUAAUUCUAUCAUGAAAUGUGAUGUUGACAUCAGGAAGGACUUGUAUGGUAAUAUUGUGCUUAGUGGUGGCUCGACCAUGUUUCCCGGAAUUGCUGAUCGUAUGAGCAAAGAGAUCACCGCCUUGGCUCCAAGCAGUAUGAAGAUUAAGGUGGUCGCGCCACCUGAGAGGAAGUAUAGUGUAUGGAUUGGAGGUUCCAUCUUGGCUUCUCUUAGCACAUUCCAACAGAUGUGGAUAUCAAAGGCAGAAUAUGAGGAAUCAGGACCAGCCAUUGUUCACAGGAAGUGCUUCUAGACACAACCUAUUGGCUUUGUGUUUGUGGUUUUCGGCUUGUUGAUUGAUAAAACUGGUUAAAGUGAAUAUAAUAUUAUUUAUAUUUGGUAUUGGCUUCUUAUGAGUUUUGUUUCCUUAUGGUUGUUCAUGUAUGUUUUGUGGAAAAUGGAGUCUUGUGUGUAUGCAAAUGUUGGACUAUUUCUAUAUUGAUAGUAUUGGAUUUGAGUUUUCUAAGAAAGUGGGUGAAUUGCUUCACAAAAGUAAGUGUAGUCUAGUCACAAAAUCUAUUUUGAUUAGGGAAUUUGACAUCAUAAAUCUUAUGUUUUUAAUCCAUCAAAGAUAGGUUAUAAGAAGUCCAAAAUAAAAAAGUUAUAAGAAAUCAAUUCACAAACCACAUGAUUUUGUCAGCUUCCUUCAGAAAUAUUGAUUUAUAACAAGAAAUUUUUCAUUUAAUGGAAACGAAGAUCUACCAAACUUUUUUUGGGUGAAAGAUGUUAAGUCAGCUUGUUUGAGAUAUCUUGAUCUCCCUGCUCAUGCAAUAAUAAACCUGCAGGUUAGGGAACUUUUUAUAAAUAAGAUAAGACUCCUUUUUACGAGCAUGACUAACCUUCACUUACCUGAUAGUGAAAAAUGAUACUGAGGUCUACAACUCCUUCAACUGUUUGGCUGAUACAAAAUUUGGAUAUUGAUCUGAUUUUUAAAAGAACAUCUUCAACUUCUACUUGAAACCUUUUUUUCUUCUUCCAGUGGGUUUCCUCCUUAUGCAAGGAAAGACUCAAUCACACAAUUCUUUUUUUUUUUUCAAUUACACAAUCACAUGUCAGUAAAAUAUACUUUAAAGAAAUAUUAUGUAUACGUAGUUUACCCAAUGUUUUUAAACACCACCGGACAUUGAACUGGAUAACUUACCGGAUCAUUGGGUCAUUGGGCCGACCGCAGGCGAAUCGCAUGUUAAUAAAUUAAUUAAUUUUAAUAUACAAUUAUAUAUUAGAUAUCGAAAAUAUAAAAGAUAUUUUUUUAAAGUAUAUAAAAACUUAUGACAUAUAAUAAAACAUAGAAAGACUUAAAUCUCAUAAGUUUUAAAUAUCUAAUGUCAAAAAAUUAAAUAUUAAACCACAAAUAAACCGAAAAUAAAAUAUCAAGAUUUUCAAUAACAAAAAUAAAUUAAUAUCAAAUCUCAUUAUCUAAUUUUGGUUCUUUCUAUCAUUGUUUAAUAUAUCUUCUUCGGGCGGCAUAAUAUAAUGUUCAUAAAAAUAUAAAUAUCACAACAAAAUAGUUAGUCAAUAUUAUAUAUAAUUUUACAGAAUUUAAUAAAAUCAAUGACUUCGAUUCAUGACAAAAAAAUAUUUAUUUAGAAACAUGUAAAAAAGAAAGAUAAAUCAUGUGGUUCACAAAAAAAAAGAGAAAAAUACAGUUUAUAUGAAAGAAGUUAGAAUCUAUAAAGAAUGUUAGAACAAAUGUUAUUCAUGAUAAACAAAUUAUGUAAAAAAAAUAUAAGAAAGUUAAAGGAAAUAUAUAGUAUAUGUGACAGUAAGGAAAACGAUAAGUUCACGAAAAAACUAAAUAUUUAAAAGUAAAAAAAAAACCCAACUUCUUAUUUAGAAUACAAAAUAUAUUUAAUAAAAUAAUUAAAAAUCAAAGAAAAAACUAAAUAAAAAUUACUUACUGGUUCACCCGGUAGUUUAACCGGUAGUCGGUUGUCGGGUUUAAAGGUUUUAGCGGGUUUUAUUUGGUUUAUAAGCAACAUAUAUUUCUUAAAACUUAAACCAGAUUACUUAGCGGGUCACCGUAUUUGCCAGUCUGACCGUGGGUCUGGGUCGGACGUAAAAACACUGAGUUUAACCAUUUUCGUAGCACUUUCUUCUAAUUAAUGCAUUUUUGAGAAAGUUGUUUUUUAAAAAAAACUAGUGAACCAAAAUAUUUAUAUGUGAGUUAUAAAUAUUAUGUUUUGCAUUUUAUUGUGUGUUUAUUAUUUAUUUAUAAAAAUUUAGUGAAUAUGAAGAUAGGAAAAGAAAAUAUAAUAUAUAUAUAAAAAAUUCAAGAUAAACUUGAGGUUGAGAGCAACCCACCCUGUUGAACAUAAAAAAAGGCAACCAUUCACCAUCAAAAUGAAGUUCCUCGACAUGCCCUAAUGGUGUCACAAACCACACAUUUCUUAUCUUUCACUAAACAGACUUCUCAAGGUCCUCUCCAUCUCUCUCACUCCAUCAUUGCGAUUCUGAUCUCUGCGUUAGCCACCAUAAGUUUCUUUUCUUCAGCUCGUUUAACUUUUUUUGUCUUUACUAUCUGUUUUGAUAUGAUGUUUUUUUUUGUUUUAACAGCUCCCCUUGUCGAAAUCUGAUCCUUUUUCUCUGGUUUAGGUUUUAUAAUCCAAUGUUAUGGCAGAAUCUGAGGAGAUUCAACCACUUGUUGUGGAUAACGGAACCGGAAUGGUCAAGGCUGGUUUUGCUGGUGACGAUGCUCCCAGAGCAGUCUUCCCGAGCAAAAUAGGUCGUCCUAGGGAUGCUGGUGUUAUAGUUGGAAUGGAACAAAAAGAUGUCUACAUUGGCGACGAGGCUCAUUCCAAAAGAGGUAUACUUACCUUGAAGUAUCCAAUUGAACAUGGUAUUGUUAGUGACUGGGAUGACAUGGAGAAGAUUUUGCAUCACACUUUCUACAAUGAGCUUCGUGUUGCUCCUGAGGAACACCCUAUGCUUCUUACCGAAGCUCCUCACAACCCUAAAGCCAACAGAGAGAGGAUUACUCGGAUCAUGUUUGAGGCUUUUCAUGUCCGUGGUAUAAUGUAGCCAUUCAAGCAGUGCUUUCACUUUAUGCCAGUGGCCGGACUACAGGUAUUGUGUUGGAUUCUGGUGAUGGAGUGAGUCACACAGCUCCUAUUUACGAAGGCUAUGCGCUUCCUCAUGCUAUCAAUAGGCUUGACUUAGCUGGACGCGAUCUUAGCGAUGCUUUGAGGAAUAUCUUAACAGAGAGAGAGGGUACACAUUCACCACAAGUGCUGAGAUAGAAAUCGUGAGAGACCUCAAGGAGAAGCUUGCCUAUGUGGCGUUGGAUUAAGAGCAGGAGGUUGAGACAGCCAAAUCGAGCUCUGCAAUCGAGAAGACCUAUGAGCUUCCUGAUGGUCAGGUGAUCACGAUUGCCGCUGAACGAUUCCGGUGCCCGGAAGUCUUCUUUCAGCCAUACUUUGUCGGAAUGGAAGCACCGGGGAUUCAUGAGACAACUUAUAAUUCUAUCAUGAAAUGUGAUGUUGACAUCAGGAAGGACUUGUAUGGUAACAUUGUGCUUAGUGGUGGCUCGACCGUGUUCCAGGAAUUGCUGAUCGUAGGAGUAAAGAGAUCACGGCGUUGGCACCAAUCAACAUGAAGAUUAAGGUGGUCGCACCACCUGAGAGGAAGUAUAGUGUAUGGAUUGGAGGUUCCAUCUUGGCUUCUCUUAGCACAUUCCAACAUAUGUGGAUAUCAAAGGCAGAAUAUGAGGAAUCAGGACCAGCCAUUGUUCACAGGAAGUGCUCCUAGACCACCUAUUGGGGUUUGUGGUUUUCGGCUUGUUGAUUGAUGAAACUAUAUUAAAUUAAUAUAUAUAUAUAUAUAUAUAUAUAUAUAUAUAUAUAUAUAUAUAUAUAUAUAUAUAUAUGUUUGGUAUUGGCUUUUUUUGAGUUUUCUUCCUUUAUGAUUGUCCAUGUAUGCUUUGUGGAAAAUGGAGUCGGAUGUGUGUGUACAAAUGUUCGGACUGUUUCUAUCUCUGAUAGUACGCCUUUCGUAUUUUUUUAUUUGACGUUUUCCAGCUUUGCUCAAACAUUAAGAAAACUGAUGCAAUCUCUAUUUUAACA
Messenger RNA from Brassica napus (rape), 5156 nucleotides. Its product is annotated as actin-2. The coding region runs from base 218 to 1351 and encodes 377 amino acids. NCBI's taxonomy places the organism in Eukaryota, Viridiplantae, Streptophyta, Magnoliopsida, Brassicales, Brassicaceae. The record is from RefSeq and is a predicted model, not a curated record. The transcript has 8 exons.